GGGCAAGAGGCGCUGGACUGGAGUUGAAGCUAUCGUGUGUCUUGACCUCAGACGACCACCAUCUCGUCGCCGUCGCGUGCGUCCUGGAGCAUGCUCGCCCUCUAUCUCGGCUUGCUUUUAUUUCCUUCUUUCUCGUUGGCGUAUAGUUUCGUAUUCAACGACUCACCAAGGCAAUGCCAAAAUCUUUCCGUUAGCAUCACCGAUUCCGGGAACCCGCCCUACAGCUUGCUUAUCAUUCCUGUGGGCCCUUCACCGUUACCGAACAAUGUCGAGGCGAGAAGGAUAACACAAGUCAAUUUUACUGGAUCAGAGAGCUCUCUGAGUUUCCAGUUAAAGUUUCCGGGGAACUCACAGUUUGUCGCAGUGGUAUGUUUCAGCGUUCUUAUAUAUGCGUUAAAUCUCCUCCUUUUCUGCGCUAGCCUUUAUCUAUUCUCUCGCACUUCCCUCCUUUUAUGGGUUGUUCACUGACGUCUGCAAGCUCUCGGUUGUCGAGUACCUAAGUGUGGCCUCGUGGCGCAUUUCAUGAGCAUGUACUGUAUCACAGCUUUGUGGCCUUUACAAUUGCCAGUGGGUGCUGCGCGGCGACAGGUUUACGAAGAGGUUCAUUCGUGCCAUGAAAUCUGCGAAGUCGCGGUCAUUUCCGCCCGUUGUCGGUUCUUCCAUCAACUCUUAUGGUCUUCUCGGCUGUUCUAUUCGCAGCCACAUCGUGAUGGCGGGUUGGACAGGCCAUUCUUCGUGCCCAUUUAUGUCAGCGACAGCUCUGGUUUUGGAUCGGGAGGAACUAGCGGAGCAGUUACAGUACUUCAAGAUGAUGAUAGCUCAUGCUAUGAUUCUACAAAAACAGUGUCUCCGGCCUUCUCAUUCAGCAUCGUCCCGGCAGGUCAACUGACACAAUGCAGCCCUACUCGUAUCUGGUGGGAUCCCGCGCUAGUACAAGGUACCCCGAGUUUCCAAGGCGUCAUUCCGGGUGGACAGUCGUUCGCAGUGCCGCAAGGGAACCUGACGACUGUCGCUGAGCAAGGUCUGGGGUUCACCUGGACGCCUCCCGUGCGAGGAGGCACGACGGUGAUUCUGCUCGGUGGAGACAAUCGCGGCCCCGGCACAGCUGGAAGUUCGGUCUACGUUGUGAACGCCGGGGAAAACGACUGUUUGAGCGAUUCAUCACCUUCAUCAACACCUGGUUCUCCCGCUGGCGGUGCUUAUCCGACUUCCACAUCGAGUGCUGGUGGCUCCAAUGGAGGGUCGCACACGAACAUCGGUGCCAUCGUCGGCGGCGUUAUUGGUGGCGUCGUAUUCCUCAUAGCAUUGAUCCUCAUCCUGCUCUUCUUCCGCCGUAGAAGCGACUUGCAUCAAUCAGCCAAGGAACGUCCCGUAGAUCUUCUUCGGGACGACGAACAUGAGCAAGAGCAAAUAGCCAAUCAACAACUUCCGCGAUACUACGAACCUGAACCCUUCAUGGUUCCCGAUCCAACAGUUGCCUCAUCAGCAGGCGAUUAUGGAGACGACCCUGGUGCCUCCGUCGCCGGUCAUCUUCGACCCAGCACAGAUCGUAGAUACUCACGAUACUCUGGGACAACAUCCGAUCUCGGGCUCACCGUACGAUCUCCCACGCCUGAUCAGUCCACUUCGACUUCGACGACGUACAUGCGCAAGUCGCCUGCGCCACCUAGUUUCCGACCCGUCAAUAUUGUGCAGCAUGAAGAUGCUGGGCCGGGCGAUGAGCCUCCUCCAGAAGAACCAGAAACAAUUGAAUUGCCUCCUGCAUAUACCAAUAUUAAACAGUCUGCACCGCCAGGACCAGGACCUAGUGGUGCUGGAGCUAGCUCCGCUGAUACUGCUGAUGCUGCCGAUGCUGGAACGUCGGACGUAACGUCGACCGUUCCUAGGAAUGAGACUUCUCAAGCUUGAUAUUCCUUUCCUGUGAUAUGCGACUAUUCCCUCCCGACUUAGACAACCCACGGACGCUUAGCCUGCGCGAUAUCAUUGUAUGACGAAGAGUUCCCAUGACGCCUUCCUUUUCUCUCCUAACGGUUUCUUUUGAUUCCCCAGUUCACACACAAAGGUUGGAUGCGAUUACUUUAUUCGACUUCUACUGCUUCACUUUCGCACGCGUUCAUUCAUUCUUUCGUUUAUCCAGUAUUCAAUUCCCAGUCUUCCCGUAAUGUUGCUGCUUUCUUUUUAUAUCCAAGUUUCAUACGGACUAUUCUUCUUGUUCUUCUCAUCAAUUUCUUCACAUUUCGCCAAUGUCUCCAUGAAUCUUUUGGUUUAUUAUUCCCCGUGAAGAUAUACCACCAAUUUCUCCUUUACCACAUGUACCAGUAUAAUACCCCUUGAACCCCCAGCACAACCCUUCCCCCUCCCCCAAACAACAUUCCUAGGGUCAUGCCUGCGGUCAGGACAUGCAUGCCAGUGGAGCUGAACUGCCCAUGGCGGCGAUCCCUAGAUAAGGUGUCCAUAUCGAAUGACGUGGCC
Messenger RNA from Somion occarium, 2472 nucleotides. The record is from the annotation of a GenBank genome assembly. Lineage: Eukaryota; Fungi; Basidiomycota; Agaricomycetes; Polyporales; Cerrenaceae.